AUGGCGGCUAUCCCCAACAUGGCAGGCUGUUCCCAAGAUGGAAGAGGAGCGGUGACACAACGGCCCGCAGCAGCUGGGGAACCUCUGGCUCCUCCUCCAGCGGGAGGGAAAGCGAAAGCAGAAGCCGGCGGCCGCGGGAGGGAAGGGGGCAGGGAGAGGCGUCCCGCCGGGAGCUCCGCAGGGCCCGCCGCCGUCCCGCCGCUUCCGCAGGUUCCAAUGGAUUUAUCAAGCUCACUGUAUUCUUUGAAAGACAAUGGCUUUCUUUUGACAACCCCUGACCCUUCUGACACGUCCAAAGAUGAGAUGGAAAGUCUUAAACAAGAACUGGAGAAAUGGAAGGAAAGACUUGAACAAGCUGAGAAAACAAAAGCUGACCUUCAACUUAGCAAAGCAAUUGCUGACGAAGAAUAUAUGAAAAUACUGCAUGAGCUGACAGAGCUAAAUGACGCCCAAGAGGAACUUAAUAAAGAAAGUGCCAUGUCUAAGGCUGCCUAUGAGGAAGAACUUUGUGUGCUAAACCAAGAGAAUGCUGAGCUGAAGAGAGAGAUUGAGAAGCUCAAAGAAGAGCUUGCAGAAUGUUGUUCAGCGCUUUCGCAGGAUGGUAAGAUUAAAAAAAAGGUGGCAGAAAUGAAAGUGGUGUUCACUAACAUGGAAGACACAGAGGGUGACUUUCCAGAUAUGAAUACCCGCUGCGUUUUUUCUGUAACAACAAGAAUCCCAUUCAAACUGAACCAAAACCACGCACUGCUUACCUUGGAAGAUGAAGAAGUUGCCCAGAGACUGACAAAAAUGGGUAAGCAUACUGUGAACCUGGAUGGAACUACAGCAGAUGUGAAAGUGGUGCCUUUAACAGUUGGAAUAGGAAUCAAAUUUGAGCUCCACAUCACAAUUUCUGGAAAGAAGAUCAGUGUUUCAGAAAUCCCUGAGCUACCAAUUCCUGAUGAGUGGAUGAGAGACAAAUUAGAGCUGAAUUUCUACAAAUCCGAACAUGGAGGAGGAGAAGUAGAAAAUAUAAAAUAUGACAAGAGGUCCAGAACAGCUGUUAUUACGUUCACUAGACCUGGAGCAAUGGCCAGCAUUGCGAGAGGUACCAGAUACCCUUUCUAUGUAAAUGGAAGGUGCCAUAGACUUUCUGUGUCCCCAAGCACUGAUGGACACUUGGAAAAGCUUCAGCUCUUUUCUGGUAUUUCUACGAAGACCAUUCUACUGAAAGGAAUUAAAGAGACUGAAGAUGAUGAGGAAAGCGUGCAGGAUAUGAUUGAAAUUCAUUUCCAGAAGCCUAGUAACGGUGGUGGGGAAACAGAGAAUAUCAAAUAUGUAUCAAAAGGAGCUACGUGGGUUUGUUUUGAAGAGGACGGUUAGAAUGCCAUACAGAAAAUUGUAGAUCUCUCUCAGAAGUUCUGAGCUUUUGCUUCAUCAGAGGGAUAAAUUACACCAGUGGUUCUUGUUUAGUUGUGCCUUAAUGUUUAGAAAUUGAAAAAGAGGAACUACCUUUCUGAUCUGUUUAAUGGCAUAAACCUUGAACAGAAAUUCACUAAAACUUAAUGCUUUGUGUCCCAGGUGUUCCUGAUGAAAGUCAUGGAGAAAGCCUUCACCUGCACAUGUAACUCAAUCUAAGAUCACUUCUUGCAAGUUCACAGACUUUGUAUCUUGUCCAUUUUAUAUGGAUUUAUCCCACUUUAACCUAUUCCAUCUUAAAUUUUUGUUACAGAAGCCAUUCAUAACCCAGUGUAAGGCAUCUUCACAGACCCACAGUUCUGGGGGCUUUGUUGGUGUGCGCCAACAUAACUCAAAUACUUGAAAGCCACUAUCACGUAAUUGCAUAAGAUGUACAUGAUUGAAUUGGUGAUAAAGCUACAACAGUAGUGGUAUGUACUUAUAUCCAACACAUACAUGCUGGCUGUGGAAAAAUACCACAGAUUUCCUUAUGAACUUGCAACCUGUGAGAAAAGACACAUCACUGAUACUGCUUUUAGCUGUCACGAUGCUGGUAUGUCCUUGGUGCUUCCUCUACAAUCUGAUCCAAAUGCUGCUGAGCUUCUGAUGAGUUAACAGCCUGGUAUAUUGUUUUUAAUACUUUAUUCCUACCGUGGCAUUUUUGUUUCUUUGUUUUUCCAACGUAACAUCUUACAGUUGUGAAAUCAGGUGGUUGUUUCAAACCAGUUGCUUUGGAGCAGAGCUGGAGGAGCAACGUGAUGGUGCACACAUGGCCUGAGGCAUUUAUGUAUUUAUUUAGAGGCAGCUGUGGGAGGGCAGGUGUUAGGGGUGGCAUUUGGAAAAAGGCACAGAGUGUUCAGGGGAAGAUAUUUUUGUCUGCCUCUUAACUUCCCCUUUUGUUUCCAGUUCUGACUCUGAAAGAGCUUUGAAAUAAAACUGAAGUGUAAAAGCUGA
Gallus gallus (chicken) is the source of this 2391-nucleotide messenger RNA. It is a transcript of the gene NMI, whose product is annotated as N-myc and STAT interactor. The record is from RefSeq and is a predicted model, not a curated record. Lineage: Eukaryota; Metazoa; Chordata; Aves; Galliformes; Phasianidae. The transcript is spliced from 11 exons. Gene Ontology annotation, cellular component: cytoplasm. The coding region runs from base 1 to 1362 and encodes 453 amino acids.